Messenger RNA from Lathyrus oleraceus (garden pea), 711 nucleotides. RefSeq names its product peptide methionine sulfoxide reductase B5. Gene Ontology annotation, biological process: protein repair; response to oxidative stress. Gene Ontology annotation, molecular function: peptide-methionine (R)-S-oxide reductase activity. Bases 138 to 557 code for a protein of 139 amino acids. The record is from RefSeq and is a predicted model, not a curated record. Lineage: Eukaryota; Viridiplantae; Streptophyta; Magnoliopsida; Fabales; Fabaceae. The transcript has 3 exons.
UCCCGUCCAAGUUCAUUUCCUCCAAAAACUUUUCUCUUCGAAACAUACACAAAUCUUAAUUACCAUGUUCCGAUUUGAUCACACUAUAAAGUGCUUUUGCACUCACGCUUCCUCACCAUACAUCAAAAUCGAAAUCAAUGGCAUCAUCAGUUACGCCAAUCGAGAAAUCAGAGGAAGAAUGGAGAGCCAUUCUUUCCCCCGAGCAGUUUCGCAUCCUCCGCCAGAAAGGAACUGAAUUGAAGGGUACUGGAGAGUAUAACAAGUUUUAUGAAGAAGGGAUUUACAAUUGUGCUGGCUGUGGAACUCCGCUUUACAAGUCUACUACCAAAUUUGAUUCUGGUUGUGGUUGGCCUGCUUUCUUCGAGGGUUUUCCUGGAGCAAUCAAUCGCUUCCCUGAUCCAGAUGGGAGGAGGACUGAGAUAACAUGUGCAGCAUGUGGGGGGCAUUUGGGUCAUGUAUUCAAAGGAGAAGGGUUCAAGGUUCCAACGGAUGAACGCCAUUGUGUUAAUAGUGUUUCUGUCAAAUUCAUUCCUGGAAAUGCUGCUUCUGCCAUAUGAAAUGAAGCAUUAGUUUUAAAAAUUGUAGUAGGUGUUAAAAGAGAAAUAAUGUCUUGCUUGUAGUAUUUCUUGGUGGUUAUGAGCUUGAACCACUUAGCACAGUUUGGCACAGUUUGGACUGAAAUUAAUAAAAUUCUUUUUUUUUACUCUUUUA